Molecule: messenger RNA, 2407 nt
Organism: Candidula unifasciata
Lineage: Eukaryota; Metazoa; Mollusca; Gastropoda; Stylommatophora; Geomitridae
Source: the annotation of a GenBank genome assembly
UAAAAACUCCAGCGAGCGCCCUUGGUACAACGCCUCUGACACCGAAGAAAGAAACGAGAAAGCCAAGAAAGCCUACGAAGCUUUGAUGACUGUAACCUUGAGAAAGCCUACCAAUAAAACAUACAUGGACUUCUCCAGAGAUGUCAAGGAGAGGGCCAAGAACCUCUACGCAAACUUUACAUAUGGCGAAGAUGAGGUGAACAGUUUUGUAGGAGCCUUCCACGACGCAGUGAUCCUGUACGCCAUCGCCUUGAACGAAACCCUGGCCGCCAAUAUCUCCAUCACCAAUGGCUCAGAGAUCACCAAGAGGAUGUGGAACCGAACUUUCACAGGUAUCACAGGAACAGUAAGCAUAGAUGAGAAUGGAGAUCGGAAUGCUGACUACUCCCUUCUAGACAUGGACCCAAAGACAUCCAAAUUCAGGGUGGUCGCCAAUUAUUUCGGCAACAUCAAAGAAUACGAACCAGUAGAAGCCAUCCACUGGGCAGGUGGCAGGAAGGAUCCGCCACCAGACACCCCAGAGUGUGGAUUCGAUGGAUCUAAAUGCCCUCCUGACGAGCCAUUUCCUCUAUACGUCAUCGUGAUUAUAGUUCUGGGGUCGGUCAUUAUCCUCGUCCUGAUCAUCUCUUUCUUCGUCUACAGGCAUAUACGCCUGGAGGCAGAGUUGGCAGAGAUGAACUGGCGUGUUCGCUGGGAUGACAUCCUGUUUGGCUCACCCAGCAAGAAUAAGAAGCUGGAGAGACAAGGCAGUCGGAUGAGUCUGAACAGAGGAUCAUACAACAGUUCCUGUUCUGGCGAUACUAUAGCUGCACAUCUCCAGGACGGGGCCAGGCAGCUUUACACCAAGACUGGAUAUUAUAAGGGUGCAAUUGUUGCAAUCAAAACUAUUGAAAAAACCAACAUAACGAUUCAAAAGCCGUUGUUGCUGGAAAUAAAACGAAUUAAAGACCUUCAGAAUGAUCACAUUGUCCGUUUUGUGGGAGCAUGCAUAGACCCACCUCACCAGUGCAUCAUCACGGAAUACUGCCCAAAGGGUAGCCUGCAGGAUGUCUUGGAGAAUGAAGAGAUCAAGCUUGACUGGAUGUUCAGAUACUCAGUCAUGCAAGACAUUGUCAGAGGGAUGGCAUACUUACAUGGCAGUGAGGUGCGGACUCAUGGCAACCUGAAGUCAACGAACUGUGUGGUUGACAGCCGGUUUGUUGUGAAAAUUACAGACUUUGGUCUUCACUAUCUGCGGCGAUCUGAAGAGAUGCAGGAGGAUGAGACCAGUUUUGCUCAUUAUCAACGCAUGUUGUGGACAGCACCUGAGCUUCUGCGAAUGGCCAACCGGCCAAGGGAAGGGACACCCAAAGGUGACGUGUACAGCUUUGCUAUCAUCUGCCAAGAGAUUGUGUACAGAAAGGGCGUUUUCCAUCUUCAUAACCUGGAUCUAAGUCCCCAAGAAAUCAUCGACAAAGUGAAAAACGCCAUCAAACCUUACUUUCGACCAACUCUAGAGACAUUCGACUGUCCCACCGACGAGUUGGCUUACGUCAUCCGCAAAUGCUGGGCAGAAGACCCCAAUGAGAGGCCCGAUUUCCAAAUGCUCAAGGGUCAAAUAAGGAAACUUAACAGAGAAGGAGACAAAGGCAAUAUUCUGGACAACCUCCUGUCUAGAAUGGAACAGUACGCCAAUAACUUAGAGGCCCUUGUCAGCGAGAGAACACAAGACUAUUUAGAAGAGAAGAGAAAAGCAGAAGAUCUUCUCUACAACAUGUUGCCAAGGUCGGUGGCCAGUCAGCUGAUCAAAGGCGAGUCUGUGCACGCUGAAACCUACGAACAAGUGACCAUAUAUUUCUCUGAUAUUUGUGGUUUCACAGCGCUGUCUGCGGAGAGUACUGCCAUGCAGGUUGUGGACUUACUCAAUGAUCUGUACACAGCUUUUGACACUGUCGUCUCACGUUUUGAUGUUUACAAGGUGGAAACUAUUGGCGAUGCCUACAUGGUAGUGUCAGGACUGCCCGUGAGGAACGGGAAUCUCCACGCCAGAGAAAUUGCCAGAAUGUCCCUAGCUCUACUGAAGGAGACACAUACGAUCAAGGUCAGGCAUAGGCCAGACUACCAGUUAAAACUCCGGAUAGGCAUACAUUCAGGCCCCGUAUGUGCUGGCGUUGUUGGGUUGAAGAUGCCUCGAUACUGCUUGUUCGGGGACACAGUCAACACAUCAUCUAGAAUGGAAUCUAACGGAGAACCACUGAAGAUUCACGUGAGUCCACAGACGAAAGCCAUUCUGGACUCUUUUGGCACCUUCAAGCUGGAGCUGAGAGGGGAUGUUGAAAUGAAGGGUAAAGGCACUGUGACCACUUAUUGGCUUCUCGGAGAAGAACCAUCAGCGAAUGUGCAAAUGAGUUCCCACGGAAUAUUGUGA